AUGCAAAAAUUAGGAAAGGAAAGGAUAUACCAUAACGUGGCAGGAGUGCACAGCCUUCAUGAACACUCGAAUGAUAAUGGUUCAAGACUAGCGAAUUUUGCAUUAGGAAAAGGUUUAAUAAUCAAGAGUACAAUGUUCCCAUGCAAAGAUAUAUAUAAAUAUACUUGGGUGUCACCGGAUGGGAGGCACAAGAACCAGAUAGAUCAUGUACUGAUCAAUAAUAGGUUCAGAAAUAGUAUAACUAAUGUAAGAACAUUAAGAGGAGCCGAUGCAGACUCCGACCAUCUUCUAGUAGGUAUUUGGAUAAGAGUUAAGUUCAAGAAACAAUACAUACACAAAUUAAAUACUAUAGAUAGAUACGAUAUUGAGAAAUUAGAGGAAGUUAAUAUACAGAAAGAUUAUAGCAGAAGAAUCUGCGAAACUCUUAAAGUACAACAAACAACAAAUACAAACGAUGUGAAUGAUGUGUGGAUCAAAAUUAGAAAUUCUGUGCAACAAACUGCAAAAAUAACAAUAGGAAUAAAGAAAAAGAAGAAAAAACCCUGGUUUAACAAAAUAUGUGAAGACGCAGUACAGAGGAGAAAGAUAUCCCGAGAGGAAUGGCUGAAAGACACAUACAAUGAAGAGAGGACUGCAGAGUUCAGUAGACGAAGGAAAGAAGCUCACAAUAUAAUAAGAUGCGAAAAAAGGAAAUAUUUCCAAAACAUUAUGAAAGAUGCAGAACAGGACUUUAGGCUGAAUAGAACCCGGGAUAUGUAUAAGGACAUAAAAGGAGAUUUUAAAAAGAAAUAA
Molecule: messenger RNA, 792 nt
Organism: Macrosiphum euphorbiae (potato aphid)
Lineage: Eukaryota; Metazoa; Arthropoda; Insecta; Hemiptera; Aphididae
Source: the annotation of a GenBank genome assembly